UUGAGUAGUCCUCGACUUACGACCGGUUGGGGGCUGUGGCAUUAAAAAGGUUGAGAACCACUGCUGUAGAGUGUGUUGACAGUGACCUCCCCUUAUAAUUUCCUUCCAUACUGAGAAGUAGAAAUUCAGGGAAGAUAGGCGGGGCAGGGCAGGCAAAGCAGGGCAGGGCGGGCAGGGCAGGACAGGGCAGAGCAGGCAGGCUCAACAUCAAAUGCUGUUUAGUCAAAUAAAAACAUAUCAGUUCUCCCCUUUAAAAAUCCAGAUAAUCAAUAGAUGGCAGCAAAGAGUGAAAGGUUUCUUUAUUUUGGUGGAGCCAUCUGGUGGCUAUCUAGUUUUUUGCUGCACAUGUCUGUUCUAAGAAGAGGUAUCUCUUCAGUGAACCUCACUUCCGUAACCACCUCUUAUUUCUUGAAAAGAGAAAAGACACCAAAGCUGGAGUGCCAGACAAUGCUUUCUAAGCAUGUGACUAAAGUUUGGAUAAUUCUCUAGAUUAACUGAAUUCCUACUGCUGGCUCUAAAUCAUAGUUUGAUUAACUGGCAUUUAGGCUAUUGAGAGUCAGAUGGCAUACAAGUUUAAUAAAUUAUCUGUUCACAAUAAUAGGAGGUCAUAGCUACCAGUUCUUUUGCUGGUGUUGCCCCUCAUAUACGUUGAAUUCUUCUCAAGAACCUAGGAUGUCAUAAGAUAUCAGCGUAGCACUUGUAUGGAUUCAUGAAGUGUGGCCUUUUACAAUUGACAGAAAUGUUUUCAAUGUGCAGAUUUUCUAAGUGCCACCCAAUAUUUGGGAUGGGAUGGGAUGGGAUGGGAUGAGAUGGGAUGGAAUGGAAUCUGGAAGAGACCUUGGAGGUCCAGUAUGCCAGUAACCACUGGGACCACCACAGCCAAUUUAGACCAUAACCUUUGAACUUUGAUUUUCAGAUCUUGAUAUUUCGUGAUCGUCUCCAAUUCUUUGUCUUCUAUUCUACUAUCUCCUGAAUCACAUUCAUCAGAGCCUUGAGCCCUUUUUCUCCUCACUUACAGCCUGCAUCUGCUCUAAAGAUGCCUGUUACGCUCCCUUUCCUGCUCCUUACAAUCUCUCUGCCGAAACCAUCCAUUGUAUGGCACCAAGCUCAAGAUGCGAUGGGAAAGCACCAGCUUCAGUGCUCUGCCCAAGAGGAAUAUGCAGGCAGCUGGUUCUCCUUAUACAUGGGAGACAGCCAGAAGCCAGUAGCUCAAAAGAAAGCUUUGCCAACAGAGUCCAGUGCCAUCUUUGAGGUCCAUGAGGUGGGCUCAGAUGAGCAAUUCCACUGUAGCUAUGAAAUCUGGGAGGCAGGGAAGGCAAUCCGCUCUCCACUUAGCCAGCCAGCAAACUUCACAGAAGUGCAUUACCCGAAGCCCUCAAUUGCUGCGAGUCCCAGCACAGAAAUCUCAGUGGGACAGGACUGGACGCUCCGUUGUUGGGCUCCCUUUUCAGGUGUCAGCUUCGUUUUCUACCAGGCCAGGGACUUCCGGUAUGAGGUCACUCCUCGAGGGGAUUCCAACAUGGCUGAAUUCUCCCUGGAGAAUGUCACAGGGGCUGAUGAAGGACGGUACACGUGCUACUACCACAGCCUCACCGAUCCUGUCAUCUGGUCCAAUGCCAGCAGCCCAGUGGUGCUGAAAAUCCUGGGUGUGUCUGAUGUUAGCAGAUAUCAAGAGGUGUUGGUUGACUCUGCAGGGAGGUAUCGAGUGAAUUGUUCAAUGCCCUCCGUAACUGGGGGCUGGUUCUAUCUGUAUAUUGAUGGGGAGUUCUUUGCUGAAACCAGAGCAUGGCAAAAUGGGACAAGCGCCAGCUUCGGCCUCACAGAAGAUGCCCUCAGCAACCUCAAGGGCAAGCUGAGCUGCCAGUUUGGGGAAAACCAACUCAACGAUACCAUAAGGCGGACACAAGAGUCACUUCUGCCGAGCCCUGAUUUCACUGCAGCCAAUUCUGUACGGCUCGGCCUCGGGUUCACUAUCCUCGUGGCAGCCGUGGCUUUUGUGGCUGAUGCGCUUUGGACUGAGAGGUCUCGGGAGAACUGAGCCAGGCAAAAGCUUCUGAAUCCAUGAGAUAUGUGGGGUCACGCAAAAGCAUGGCUUGAAACGGUCUUUUCUGGUGGCUGCAUCCAACGAGAAGGAUAACGGUCAAGACAGCUGAAAGCUUCCUGUGCAGAUUGAAGCUUUCAUUACUCAAAACAUUGAUCAGAAAGUCUUAUCGAACUUUGAGAAGUGGUUGCAAAUCCCUUCCUUUAGCACCGUUGAAACUUGGAACAGCCCCUGAAUGAAUGGUCUUGAGGAGUCUAUCUGUGUCAUAAAAACAAUAUCACUGAAUGACCUUUAUGUCAUUUCAACAAAUUACCUUUAGUAAUUUCCAUCCACUUUUCAUGUUAAAAGGAAUACUUUGGGAGAUUUUCUAAUGUAUUUUAGCACAUGUGGCAAUCUUUAAGUCAAUUUAAAUUGAACUGUCCUGUGGUGAUGGGUAAUGGAUUCGUGUGUCAUUGCCCCCCCCAAAAAACUGCUUUUAUCCAAUUUGAGAUAAUUUACCCAGAUUUAGAAGUACUGCUCUAGAAGCUGGUCUUCAUAUCUGCAAUAAAAGCUGCUUUUAUUUUA
Crotalus tigris (Tiger rattlesnake) is the source of this 2605-nucleotide messenger RNA. RefSeq names its product T-cell-interacting, activating receptor on myeloid cells protein 1-like. The coding region runs from base 1037 to 2038 and encodes 333 amino acids. NCBI's taxonomy places the organism in Eukaryota, Metazoa, Chordata, Lepidosauria, Squamata, Viperidae. The transcript has 6 exons. The record is from RefSeq and is a predicted model, not a curated record.